AUGCAGAGAUCACAAGGGAAGAGGAAAGAGAACAGCCAAGCUCCCAAGUCAGAAACUCCUCUCCUUCUAGAUCAAAUGCAGUCGGCUCCUCCUUACAGCAUGCAGCAGGAACCAUACUCUUAUCCUCUCAGGGCUUCUGUUUUACUAAAUAGUAAUACCAAAUCAGAGAAGCUGCAUAUGACUCGGUUCAAUGUAAAUAAAAGAAGGAAUGUACUUUAUGUCAUUAAUUCACGGGACAAGCUGUGGGUCACGUCGCAGGCUGCUUGUCCUGCUGUGCUUCGAAGAAUUAUGAUGGGGGAGGAAGGAAAGACAUGCAGGUGCAGUAAUCAUCAGAUUCCCUAUGUGUCAGACCUGGAGUAUGAUCACCUCAUUAACAAUCAGAUCUCCUUUAAGGAGCAGAUUGUAGUGGUCUGUGUCUCAUCUUCUUCACAAACAAACAAGGAUCCCAGUGAAGACAAGAUAGAGCAGCUGUAUAAAAGAAAGAACAAGAACAGAAGUAUGCCUUGUGCUCAGGGUUGUCUGGAUUCCUUUCGCCUCCUCAAAUAUGAUAUCACUUCUGCAGAUGCAUUUACAGAUCGUAAGGGUUCCUUAUUGGAAAAGAGACAUAAUGUAACUCCUGGCGUGGUUUUGGUAUGUUAAAACUAUUACAAUUAUUUAAC
Molecule: messenger RNA, 659 nt
Organism: Aquila chrysaetos chrysaetos
Lineage: Eukaryota; Metazoa; Chordata; Aves; Accipitriformes; Accipitridae
Exons: 4
Coding region: 1-639 (212 amino acids)
Source: RefSeq, a predicted model, not a curated record